AUGGUGAACGAAAAUUCUCAUGAAGGAGAGAACCAACAAAUAUUUGAAGAUGCAAACAUUGAUCCUAUACCUCGAAAAUGUGAUUCUGAAGUAAAUGAGACAGAUGACAGCGAACAUUCUCUAAGUGAUAAUAAAUUGAAUAAUGAUCAUAUUGCUAAAACAUUUGAAGACUAUUCAUAUCCUUCAUUUAUACCAUUUCAAGGGCCAAAUAACACACAAUCGAAAAAUAAUGAUAAAUUUUUAUGGAUAUUAAUAUGGAUAAUGAACUUUCGUAUAAGGUUUAAUUUACCAGAAAUGGCCACGGAGUCACUUAUAAAAUUUAUGAAGCUUGUAUUAGAAGAAACUGGCAUUGAUUUACCUAAUGGACCAUCUGAACAUUACCUGGCAUACAUUUCAUGGUAUCACCCUGCAGAUUCGACAAGUAUAAGUACUGGUAUACCAUAUUCUCAGUUGAUUCAUUCUAGUAAAGUACAAAAUUUCAAAGUGGCAAAAUACG
Molecule: messenger RNA, 496 nt
Organism: Funneliformis geosporum
Lineage: Eukaryota; Fungi; Glomeromycota; Glomeromycetes; Glomerales; Glomeraceae
Source: the annotation of a GenBank genome assembly